AUGAGUGGUAGAAGGAGGGCCGAGUCACUGAAGGGCUUAACGCUUCCAAAAUAUAGUCGACCUCAAACUGAAGAAGAGAUGGCCUCGAUGCAUAACUAUAGAGACAGUGGCAUCCUUCUACUCUCUUUGACUCAAUCUCGACAAGCUUGGACAAGUUCUAUUUUAAAAAAGUUUUCUAGCAAGCAAGAAGUUAUUUAUCAACCCAAAUUACCGGAAUAUACAAAUCCAAAUGCGAUUGUUUCACUACUAGGAAAAUGUCAUAUUACUAUAGGACCACACACUUUUUACGAUACUAAAAUUUAUGAGGCCGUAUACGAAAAAGAAAUGCCGAACCCAGAUAUUCAGGUUGGAAAUUUUCAAAUCCAGCAACCAACACAAUUGGGAUCGCUCCAAUCUCCAGCACAACAGCAAACGCAAUCAAGUGCACAAAGCUUAACACAAACACCACCAUCAGUUAUACAGUUGCCGUUACAACAGCCUUUGCCUGCAACUCAUACACAACAAUCGUCUCAGGCGAAAACUCCUACGAGCGGUACAUCUUCUACAUCUUCUCCCACAAAUUUGAAUACCAGUACACCAAAAGUUCCACCACAAGCUACGCCGCAACUCACUGCGUUCAUGCAAACAGUACUUCAAUCUGUUAAUCCAACACAAAUAUUGGCCAUCCAAGAACAUUUGCGCCAUCCUCAGGUGGCAGCUCACAUGUCUAUAGAGCAAAAGAACGCGUUGAUCAGUCAGUUAACGAUAAUCCAUCAGUUAUUAACAUCAACACAAAUAGCUCAACAGAAAACUCAACAGCAAACAGUUCAUUCGCGAACACAGUCUCCUGCGAUGAGAGUUAGACAAGUUGUUAGGCACGAGGUUCUGUUGGAAUUUAAGGAAACUAAAAAUGAUAAAUGGUUGUUUCCAAAGGAUGCAAUCUUGGAAGCUUUGUCAAUGUCUGAACCCUAUGAUGUACUUGCUUCAUUUUAUCUUCCUCAAAACGAAGAUACAUCUGGAUCUAAACAGCAACAUCAGCCUGUCACGAUGCAUAUGACUAAUAUAACGCAACCGAUGUUGGAUGCGUUAAAAAAAGCAACGAAUGAUGUAACUACUGUCUUCAAAUCAAUGGCCGCAAAGGUGAACAAGCAACCUAAUCGUGUUUACUUACAAUACUGUUUACCCUGUGAUUAUCCGGAGGACUUACUAGAGGCAAUUGGACAAAAAGUUGCUAAAUUGGACGGAACCACGAUCGUCGAUAACAUAACUCCGCCAAAGGAAAAGAAACAACCUGCGACUAAAAAGCAAAAGCCUAGAAACGGUGAAGGUAGCAAAGCAGCGUCAAGAACAUCAAAUUCUGCUCCAAAAAAGGCAAAAACAGUUCAUGAUGUUGCUUCUGUAACGCCUGUUCCAACUUCUGGAUCCAGCGGAGGUAACAAACGGUGUGCUUAUUGUUUUUGUAAGAGUACUCCUAUGUGGAGAAGAGGUCCUGAUGGUGCUGGGACUCUUUGCAAUGCCUGUGGUGUGAAAUGGAAACAAGGGAAGAUAUUGCAGGGUACUAAUACCAAUCGUGCUACUGAAUCCAAUGGCGACUCUAUGACAGUUGCACCAAGUCCUAAGUCCAGAAAAUAUUCAUUAUCAGCAGCAUGCACUCCUGCAACUGCAACCACAACCGCAAAAACUAAAAAGAAGCCCGGACGAUCACUUUCAAUGAGUGAAGGUGCGUUAUCACUUACUGAUGAUGAUGAAAACCGAGAUAAAAAUCUUGGCAAUACUGGAGAAAAUUUAAAUACAGAGGCACAAAAAAGUGGUAGUGGUAGAAGGGCAUCUACGUCGUCAAAGAAAAAUAGUUUCAAAGACCCAGAAUCACCGGAUAUUGUAUCCAGUCCAUCACGAUCACCACAAUACCCAUCCGUAUCUAAUGCAAUACCAACAUCUCGUACUUCUACUACAGCAUCUACGUCAACAACAAAUUCUCCAACCAUAGUAGGAGGUGGCGGCGGAUUUCCAAUAAAUUUAAAAUUAAAUUCAAUCUCGUUUGGCUCAUCAGGAAAUAAUUUGAUCGGAGGAAAUAAUAAUAGUAAUAAUCAACAAGGUGGAAACUAUUAUUUCUCUCAACCCAAUUGUAAUGCACAAGUUUUCGAAGAUUGUUUAAAAAUAGGAUUAGAAAAAGAUGGGUACGAAAAAACCGCAAUUGAUAUUUGGAAAGAAAACAUUGAGUUUUUAAAUUUUGAAAAUGAAAGAGAUUUGGCUACUGGAAUUCCCUUGCUUUCCGUUCAGGCAUAUGUUUCUCAGCAUGUGAAUAGGUUCGAUCAAGAAUUAUUAAAUCCAGAUCAUAAUAAUACACUAGUAACGUUCAAUUUUAUAAAUUUGAAUGUUAACUUUAGGCCUACUACUACAAUGAUUGAAAAUAAUGGAUAUAGCAAUGAUAUAUUUAGAAGUGGCGAAAGUAGAGACCUUAAAACAUUUUUAGAGAAAUGGGUAGCUUCAGGGAUUAAUAUUACAAAGUAA
This is a messenger RNA of Dentiscutata erythropus, 2490 nucleotides long. NCBI's taxonomy places the organism in Eukaryota, Fungi, Glomeromycota, Glomeromycetes, Diversisporales, Gigasporaceae. The record is from the annotation of a GenBank genome assembly.